This is a messenger RNA of Pseudogymnoascus verrucosus, 2415 nucleotides long. RefSeq lists its product as uncharacterized. The coding region runs from base 460 to 2271 and encodes 603 amino acids. Lineage: Eukaryota; Fungi; Ascomycota; Leotiomycetes; Thelebolales; Thelebolaceae. The record is from RefSeq and is a predicted model, not a curated record. The transcript is spliced from 5 exons. Gene Ontology annotation, biological process: branched-chain amino acid biosynthetic process. Gene Ontology annotation, cellular component: mitochondrion. Gene Ontology annotation, molecular function: dihydroxy-acid dehydratase activity.
GUAAGAGUUUGCUCCCUGCGAGAGAAUGGGCGUAUAACACGAAUGCCGUGUUUAAUGCCGGCCCACCUCCCAGCCAAUGACGUCCGUUGGGUUCGGAAUUACACACGGGGAAACAGAAGGAGCGAACGGGACAGGUGGGUGUAGUGGGGUUCACUAUUUGUCGCUCAUAGUGGGGGAAACCCCGCAUCGUCGGAGCACACCAGGCCAUUGUACAGCCUCCUACUGGAACUUCUGCUGCGAGCUUUCCCCCUCCUCCGGCUGAACACAAGAAUAGACCCAGAAUAGCCCAUUAUAGCUCAACCAAUUCAACCGGAAAGCCUCCUUUUAUAAAUUUAUUUCUUGUGCUCAUAUAUCCUGGUCAGACAGCUCACAGAGUUCAUAUACAAGCCUGCCACUUGAGGUGACCUGCAUAUUCAAUAUCUACGAAUCAUUGACCGCUCCCUGCCCUUUAUAGUCACCAUGUCUGCUCCUGAGCAUGUCCCAGAGGAGCCGAGAUAUAUCGAGUUUCCCUCCAUUCCCCAUGGUACUCUCAGGGAUGGAAAGCUGGUGUUGAACAGGUGGUCGGCCACCUUGACGAAGGACCAUGACUUCCCAGGAGCACAGGCUAUGCUUUACGCAGCCGGUGUGCCCAAUAGAGAGAUGAUGAAGACUGCUCCUCAUGUCGGCAUCUCUACAGUGUGGUGGGAAGGAAACCCGUGCAACAUGCACUUGCAUGACUUGGGAAAGGUUGUCAAGGCAUCAGUGAUCAAGCAGGACAUGCUGGCAUGGCAGUUCAACACAAUCGGUGUAUCCGAUGCUAUCACAAUGGGCGGCGAAGGAAUGCGCUUCUCCCUCCAAACUCGUGAAGUCAUCGCCGACUCCAUCGAAACCGUAACCUGCGCUCAGCACCACGACGCCAACAUCUCCAUCCCCGGCUGCGACAAGAACAUGCCCGGUGUCAUUAUGGCCGCCGCGCGCCACAACCGCCCCUUCCUAAUGAUCUACGGCGGAACCAUCAAGAAGGGCUUCUCCAAGCUCCUCAACAAGCCCAUUAACAUCAGCACCUGCUACGAAGCCUCCGGUGCAUUCACCUACGACAAGCUCCACGCCGCCGUCGACCCUGGCACCGAAGGCCGCACCCCCUCAGACGUAAUGGAUGACAUCGAGCAGCACGCCUGCCCCGGCGCUGGUGGCUGCGGAGGCAUGUACACCGCUAACACUAUGUCCACCGCCAUCGAAGCCAUGGGACUCUGUCUCCCCGGCUCCUCCUCCAACCCCGCCGAGUCCCCCGCCAAGAUGCGCGAGUGCGAGAAGGCGGCCGAGACAAUCAAGAUCUGCAUGGAGCAGAACAUCACUCCCCGCAAGCUUCUCACCAAAGAGUCCUUCGAGAACGCACUCGUCCUCACCAUGGCGCUCGGAGGCUCCACAAACGGCGUCCUUCACUUCCUCGCCAUGGCACGCACUGCCGAGGUGGAAUUGACCAUCGACGACAUCCAGCGCGUCUCCGACAAGAUUCCCUUCCUCGCCAACCUCGCACCUUCAGGCGAGUACUACAUGGAGGACCUCUACGACAUCGGCGGCACCCCCUCCGUCCUCAAGUACCUCAUCGCCGCCGGCCUGAUCAACGGCUCCAUCCCCACCGUCACCGGCAAGACCCUCGCCGAGAACCUCGUCUCCUUCCCCUCCCUCCCCCAAGACCAGGUCAUCAUCCGCCCCCUCGACAACCCCAUCAAGUCCUCCGGCCAUCUCCAGAUCCUGCGCGGUAACAUCGCCCCCGGCGGCGCCGUUGCCAAGAUUACUGGCAAGGAGGGUUUGGAAUUCACUGGUGCUGCUAGGGUGUUUGAUAAGGAGCACCAGCUUGAUGCGGCACUUAAUGCGGGCGCGAUUCCGAGGGGUGAUAACAUUGUUAUUAUUGUCCGUUAUGAGGGACCUAAGGGCGGGCCGGGUAUGCCUGAGCAGUUGAAGGCUUCGGCGGCGAUUAUGGGCGCCGGCCUGACGAAUGUGGCUUUGGUGACUGAUGGACGUUACAGCGGUGCUUCUCACGGCUUUAUCGUGGGACAUGUUGUUCCUGAGGCUGCGGUUGGCGGACCGAUCGCGGUUGUCCAGGAUGGCGAUAUGGUGACUAUUUCUGCCAAGACGAAUACGCUUAGCAUGGAUGUUCCUGAGGAGGAGAUUGCGAGGAGGCUGAAGGCGUGGAAGGCGCCGAAGAGUAAGGUUAAUAGGGGUGUGUUGGGGAAGUAUCAGAGGUUGGUUGGAGAUGCCAGCCAUGGUGCUAUGACGGAUUUGUUUUAAGAGCUAGAGUUUUGUGUGCAUGAAUAGAUGGGAUUUCUUUAUUAUAACUUUUUGCCAUAUGAACCAUCAAGACCACGAUCUCAAACUCGAAAUCCCCCGUCCGCAACAUAUACUGCUCCGCAGGCCCGGGACCACAACUCCCAC